AGGGCUGGGAGUCCACUCUGACUUGCACACAGCAAAAGCAGAUGGGAGGAGAAAGGAGGGGAAAAUAAAUUACUUUUAUUUGUAUUUAUUAAAUUUGGCCUACAGGCUCGAUGUGACUCAGUGCUGAACAUCUGGGACUGAUCACAGGAUCACAAACUGAGCAGGAGUCAUCUGGCUCCUUAGAAAUAAACACAUCCAGUCCCUCUGCCACAACGUUACUUCCUUAUUGAUAAAAUACAACAGCCAUUUUAAAUCCUUUUAAUCUCUCCAGCCACAGUUUUUUUAACUUAUUAGGGGUUUUUAGUAUUUUUCUUUCACUUCAGAUGAUGGCAAAUUGCGUUUGACCUUGGACUGGCGGCGUUUGGGAUUGCCCACAGCACCGAUUCACCGCUCUUCUCCAGAAUUCCCUGGCACAAUGGUGGCCUUGCAAGUGCAUUUUUGGCUGAUUGCAUCCCUGGUGAGCAGCGUGGCAGCAGCACAGUCCCUGCUGCAGGAUGCAGCCCUGCUGAGCUACAUUGACCAGCGUUUUCUGGCUCUGGAGAGGAGGCUGGAGAAAUGCAGCCAAGACCUGCUGGAGUAUGUGGAGGAAUUCCGAGAGUUUUCCCAGGCGCUGCUGUCCCGCCUGGCAGCGCUGAAGGCUGGCAAGGCUGAGCUCGGGGGACAAGUGCAGACUCUGCUGUCCAGGCUGGAGAGGGCACAGAGGGACAUCGACUAUUUGGGAUCUACCACGGGUUCCAACGCCUGCCUGGACGUGCACCAGGACCUGCUGGAACAGCAGCUGCUGGAAGAGGCAGAGGAGAAAAACAGGAUCAAACUCAUGCUUAAUGCAAGUUGUGACCACGUUCUUGCAGGCAUUAGGUCCCUAAAGGUGGUUAAGAAGACUGGAGGAAAGCACGGCUCCUGGAUGAAAGAUCCCGGCAGAAAGCACGCCAAGAUUUAUUUACUGAGCGGCUCUGUAAAUAACGUGGUUUGGGAAUUUGCAAACAUCAUGGCUUUCAUGGAAAGCAACCAGACCCUGAAGGCUCACAGAGUCCCCUUGGCACUGCCCUGGGAAGGAACUGGCCACGUCAUCCACCAGGGUUUCCUCUUCUACCACAGGCACGGCUCCUUGAACGAGAUCAUCAAAUUCCACAUCCAGAGGAGAAGCGUCGCCGGCCAGAUGCUGCUGCCGGGGGCUGGGAGGAUUCCUGCCUACCAGCUCUCUCCACAGACAAAAAUAGACCUGGCUGUGGAUGAGCAGGGGCUGUGGGCCCUCCACGCAGAGCCAGAGACCGGGGGAAACAUCGUCAUCACCAAAAUCAACCCCGCGGCCAUGGCGGUGGAGCACAGCUGGGACUCGCCCUGCAGCAGCGAGGGUGCUGAGGCAGCUUUCAUGGCCUGCAACACCCUCCACGUGGUCUACAACUCUCCUUCUGGAGGCUCCUCCCGCAUCCAGUGCGUUUAUGAUGUUCUGGGAGCUCCAGGUGUCCCCCUAAAGCCAGGGCUGCAUUUCCCCAAGCGCCAGGGCGGCCACUCCAGCGUGCACUACAACCCGAAGGAAAGGCAGCUCUUUGCUUGGGGUGAUGGAUCCCAGAUCGUUUACAAGCUUCACACAGAGCAAAAAGCUUAGAAAUCUUUAAAAAAAGAAGUUAAAAUCUUUAGCAGCUUCUCAAGUAGAUGUGAAAGCCGCCAGUCCCAGGCCAACACAGCCAUUAAUGUGUCUUAAAAUGACAUUAUUACAACUUUCAUCCAUUUUACAUAACUUAAGGCUUAUGUACCCCAGUAAUUUUAAUUCCCAAUUGAGAAUAAGUGAAGAUUCCAUUAAUAUAAAUACCACACAUGCCGGUAUUUAUGUAUUUAUAUAAAAAUAUAUAUACAUUUACAUAAAAAACCCACCUACCCCCCACCCCCCAAGGCACAAAUUAAAGUCUAAGGUUAAUUUAAAAAAAAAAAAUACCCCAUUUCUGACAGGUUCUCUUCCUACUGAAAAUGUUUUCUGCUUCAACACCAUGGAUAUCGAAUCAGAAAUCCUUCCUGUCCAAAACACAGUCUGACAACCUUCACAGCUCUGAAGAUCACAGAAAUCCCUCUGGUGAGCAAUAUGAAAUCAAACACUUUCAGAGACACUAGCUAGAAGUUUUAACAGGAGAGGUUCAUUAUCCCACAAAAUGUAGGAAUAGACACCUCCACAAAUAUGGCUUAUAUUUAACAUAAAACUCUUUAAACCUGUUCCUAUUCAUUGAACUUCUAGAGUUCAUGGAAACUCUACAUUUCUUAUCCACAUAGCUGUUUCCACUGUGGAUCCUGCCAGAUAUUCACUUUUAUCAGCUCCAAGUUGCCACUUCUCAGCAUUUUUUGAGCAGACCACAGUUAGUGUGUCAGAAGGAAUGUUCUAGGUGAGCUGCUCUGUAUCACACACUGCUUUUAAAGGCUCUGCAUGUCAUCCUGAGGUGGUUUUCUCAUCAGGUCUCUUUCAGCACUUGUGAGGCAUUCUUCCCAAUGUUUCAAGUCACUUUUGUUGAUUAUAGCAGCUUUCUCAUCCUAUCCUCCAGGAAAAGUGCAAUAGGUGAGGGCAUGGCACUGCUCAGCCCUGGAUUUGUGAGUCACAGAUAAACUCCAGGUGUUUUUGUCUCAAAAACAAUGUUAAAUAAUAUUUUUUUUUAAAAAAUACUGUGAAAUACAGGUAUAGACUCUAUUUUUUAUAUAUUUUAAUGACAGCUGCAUAUGCCUAAUAGCAAACAAACAAGGAAACACACCAAAAAAAUUCCUCUCCCCCCAAAAAACCACAAAUAAUGGUGCUUAAAAAGCAAUCCGCAGCUUUUCCUACAUCCUACAGAAAACCCAGUGUGUUCAUUACACUGAGAGAGCUGCUGUUCUGCUUAAAAAUAUCUUACAGAGAGCAGCCAAACAUCGGGGAAUGGUUCUGAAAAGGAGUUCCAGAGCACAAUUAGGAGUGUACAGAGUGCUGGGCUGCACCAGUGCCACACUGCCUUCAGCAAAAGGAACUUCAUCAGUCCAAGGCCUCUAAUUAGUGAGUGGAGCUCUGUUUCUGUGUCACUGCAGACACAGGAGGCACAGCCACAGCCAUCCUGGGGCUGGAAGGGAGGUGGGCUGUCACUGUGGGACCCUGGGAUAAAGGCAAUAUUUGCCCCUUUUAUUCCUCUUCUGUAAAAUUACAAAAUGCAAAAUGGCAUCAGCCACCUCUGGGAUGCUGUGAGAACUUUUAUUGGGAAGGAUGUGUGACUUUCUUUAUUUAAGAAAUAAAGCCUCUGGAUGUAAA
Messenger RNA from Parus major (Great Tit), 3259 nucleotides. RefSeq names its product olfactomedin like 1 (gene OLFML1). The record is from RefSeq and is a predicted model, not a curated record. Gene Ontology annotation, biological process: signal transduction. The transcript has 3 exons. NCBI's taxonomy places the organism in Eukaryota, Metazoa, Chordata, Aves, Passeriformes, Paridae. Bases 416 to 1609 code for a protein of 397 amino acids.